Phragmites australis (common reed) is the source of this 2682-nucleotide messenger RNA. RefSeq names its product BTB/POZ domain-containing protein At5g48130-like. The transcript is spliced from 4 exons. The record is from RefSeq and is a predicted model, not a curated record. NCBI's taxonomy places the organism in Eukaryota, Viridiplantae, Streptophyta, Magnoliopsida, Poales, Poaceae. The coding region runs from base 304 to 2343 and encodes 679 amino acids.
GGCAGCAAAUCUACCAGGAAAACGCCGCUGCUUCUACUUUCCUCCCCCGCUGCCGCACGCGCACCCAGGAGAUAAGAAAACUUGCACGAGGGGGCGAUCCGAUUUCCUAGCCUGAAAACUGGGGGUUUUCAACCCCCAUUCGUGCGCCCUCAGCAUUGUUCCCUUCUGCACGCCUCCCUAGGUUACUUCCUUCAACACUCAACACACUGUAUAAUACUACAUAGCUGCUGCUUAUAUGUACUGGCAGUACCGCUACCUAACCGGCGGAAGCUUGCAGUUUGCCGGGCCGAGCUGCUCCUCCUGAUGAAGCUUGUGAUGGAGAUGGAUAUGGAGACGGAGGUGGAGCUGUCGCCGGUUGCGAAAGCCGAGACGGCCGUGUUCAGCCCUUACUCCAGCCCGAGCAUGGCCUUGUUGCUGCAGAGGAGAGUUGUGGCAUGGGCGAAGGAGACCGGGUCUCCGGCGACGGUCCGCGUCCGCGUCGGCGACAGAAGCUUCGAUCUGCACAAGGAUCCACUGGUGUCCGGGUGCAGGUAUUUCAGCCAGGCGUUGCUCCAGUCCGGCGAUCUCGAGCUGCCGGCAAGCUUCCCGGGAGGCUGCGAGGCCUUCGAGGUGAUCGCGCUGUUCUGCUACGGCGACGCCGUGGCGCUCGACCCGUUCAACGUCGCGGUGGUGCGGUGCGCGGCGGAGUUCCUAGACGUGGGCGGCCUGGGCGCGCGCUGCGACCUCUACAUCAACCAGGUGGUGCUGCAGAACUGGGACGACGCCCUCAUCGUCCUGCAGCGGUGCCAGCCCCUGCUCCCCGUCGCUGAGGAGCUCCUCAUCGUCAGCCGCUGCGUCGAGUCGCUGGCGUUCAUGGCCUGCAUGGAGAUAUUUGACCCGGAGCAGCGGCGGGACCAGCCCGGCGCCGCCGCCACGCGCGCGGUGGUCGGGCGCCGGUGGGACGCCGAGCUCGUCAAGGAGCUCGCGGCGCGCGACCUCUGGAUCAAGGACCUGAUCGCGCUCCCGUUCGAGUUCUUUAAGCGGAUCGUGCAGGCGCUUCGGCGGCAGGGCAUGAAGGAGAAGUACGUGAGCCCCGUCGUGCUCUUCUACGCGAACAAGUGGGUGCUCUCCAAGAAGACGCACAAGUUCUGGGCGAGCACGGACGAGGCCGUUGACGGCGAGACGGACGCGAACAGGAGGGCCACCGCGAUCCUGGAGGGCGUGAUCGCGCUGCUCCCGGUCGAGGCAGCGGCGAGCAACGCGAUCCCUGUGGCUUUCUACUUUGCUCUGCUGUCGCGGUCCCUCACCCUCGAGCUGAGCGUCGAAAGUCAGACAAGACUGCGGGAACUGGUGGCGUCCAAUCUGCAGUUCGCCCGCGUGGACGACCUGCCGCUGCCGGAGCAAGAAACCGACUGGUCCGUCGCCGACAGCCUGGAGGUGAGGACAGUUGAGAGCAUCGUCUCAAACCAUGUCGCCAUGCAAAGAAGAGGUGUGGAGGCCAUCGCCGAGCUGUGGGAUCGGUACCUCGUGCAAAUCGCUGGUGAUCCGAAGCUCCGAUCGGAGAGGCUAGCAGAGCUGAUCGGCGUCAUUCCGGCCGGCGACCGGAAUACCCACAACCAUUUAUACGAAGCAAUCAACGCAUACUUAAUGGAGCAUCGAGGUUUGUCGGGGGAGGAGAAGGAGACGCUGUGCGGGCACCUCGACUGCCGGAAACUGUCGCACGAGGCGUGCAUCCAGGCGGUGCAGAACGAUCGGAUGCCGCUCCGACUGAUCGUGCAGGCGCUGUUGGUGCAGCAGCUGCACACGCACCGCGCCUUCACGGAGUGCUCCGACUCGUUCCGGUGCAUGCACUCCGGGGAGCUGGCACCGGGCGCCGCCGCGUACACGCCGAGCCCCGGGUGCCCCGCCAUCCCCACCAGCCAGCCCCUCAGCGGCGGCAGCCCGUACGCGGACGCUCACGACAGCCACCACGCCCCGCGCGACGCGAAGCUCCGCGCCCGCGACGACGCGUCGGACUACGAGACGGCCAGCUUCAGGAUCCAGGCGCUGGAGCAGGAGAUCCUCUCGCUGAAGCAGACCCUGCAGCGGCACAACACCCUGAAGGGCUCGGCGCGCAGGGACGGUACUAAGGAGCCGAGAUUCAGGGUCGCAUCGGACGCAGGCACGCCAGCUGCGGCGGUCAGGCGGCGAGCCGCGGUGUCCGGCAGCUGCAUUGGGUCCAUGCGCUGGGUCUCGCAGCGGCGGUGCGCCAGUAGGAUCCUGAGCGUUUUCGCGAGACUGGCCUUGUUCGGGAGGGGUCGGUCGAGGGGGAAGCAGAGCAAGCGCAGGGCAGCAACGGAGCAGCUCAGGAGGAAAGGAAACUGAACUUUUACUUGUGGAAAAGGGUGUACAGAUGUUACGCUCGACUCGGUGACAGUGGUGAAUUUAAAAUAAAAAUAAUUAGAUAUCUUACUUGUUAAGUUAGAGUUUCGGUAUCUUAUUUAUUAGAUUAAAGGGUAUUUUAUAAGCUUGGUAGACAUGAUGGAUAGAAAAUGAAAAAUUAUCUAGUGUACUGUGCCUCUAGCCUAAAACGUGAGUCCACCCCUGCUGGGUGACCAUGUAAGCAGUGUUUUGUUGUGUACAUAUUGCUAGCGGUAUUCAAGAUUUGAAGGGUAGUUACUGUUAGCGAUUUCAAUUUUAUUUUAUAGUUUUUUGGGUUCACCG